This is a messenger RNA of Pestalotiopsis fici W106-1, 3594 nucleotides long. RefSeq names its product Chromosome segregation protein sudA. The coding region runs from base 1 to 3594 and encodes 1197 amino acids. Gene Ontology annotation, cellular component: chromosome. Gene Ontology annotation, biological process: mitotic sister chromatid cohesion. Gene Ontology annotation, molecular function: protein binding; double-stranded DNA binding; ATP hydrolysis activity. The transcript has 4 exons. The record is from RefSeq and is a predicted model, not a curated record. NCBI's taxonomy places the organism in Eukaryota, Fungi, Ascomycota, Sordariomycetes, Amphisphaeriales, Sporocadaceae.
AUGUAUAUCAAGCAAAUCAUCAUCCAGGGCUUCAAAAGCUACAAGGACCAGAUGGUCAUUGAGCCCUUCUCGCCCGGAACAAAUGUCGUCGUUGGUCGCAAUGGUUCGGGCAAAAGUAACUUCUUCGCAGCCAUCCGGUUCGUCCUGAGUGAUGCCUACACUCAACUUAGCCGAGAGGAGCGGCAGGCGUUGCUGCACGAGGGUUCCGGAUCGGCCGUCAUGUCUGCAUAUGUCGAGAUCAUUUUUGAUAACAGUGACAACCGAUUUCCCACCGAUCACAAGGAGGUCGUCCUCCGUCGUACCAUCAGCUUGAAAAAGGACGAAUAUUCGAUCGACAAGAAGGUGACAACACUCAAGGAAGUCAACCAGUUCCUCGAAUCUGCCGGUUUCUCGAAAUCCAACCCCUAUUACAUCGUUCCCCAGGGUCGAGUCACUGCCCUGACAAAUAUGAGGGAGUCAGAACGUCUGACACUGCUCAAGGAGGUUGCCGGAACUCAAGUCUACGAGGCACGCCGUGCCGAGUCGCUCAAGAUCAUGAACGACACAAACAACAAGCGCGAAAAGAUUGACGAGUUACUCGAAUAUAUCAAGGAACGUCUAAGUGAACUUGAGGAAGAGAAAGAGGAACUGCGAGGAUACCAGGACAAGGACAGAGAGCGCAGGUGCUUGGAAUAUGCCUACUAUCACAAAGAUCAGGUAGCUGUCCAAGAAGCCCUAGAAGAGCUCGAGGAGGCCCGACAAGGUGGAAUCGACGACACAGAUGAGAAUAGGGAAGCCUACACGGCUGGAGAGAAAGUCAUUGCACAACUCGAUGCAGAAAUCCACAAACUACAACAGCAGAUGGAAUUGCUUCGCAUUGAUCGUAGGCAGCUGGACGAGGACAGGCGAGAAAGUGCCAAGGCAAGAGCAAAGUCUGAGCUGGCUGUGAAGGCUUUGUCAGACAGCAUGUCUGCUCAAGACCAAGCCAAGCAACAGCACGAUGCUGAAUUGGCUCAGGUCAGAAAGGCUAUAACAUCGAAAGAGGCGGAGCUGGCCAAAAUUCUCCCAGAAUACGAAAAGAGAAAGACCAAGGAGUAUGAGAUCAAGCAAGAAUUGGACACUGCCGAGGCCGGGCGGCAGAGACUCUUCACGAAACAAACGCGAAGCAGCCAAUUUAGGAAUAAGGCCGAACGAGAUGCGUUCUUGAAGAAAGAGAUUAACGACCUGAACCUAACUCUCAGUCAACAGAAGGCUACUCGUUUAGACGCAGAGGAGGAGGUCAAGAACAAGCAGUCAUCCAUCAAGCAGCUCGAGAAAGAUGUCGCAAACUUGCGCUCCAAGAAUGAAGGCUUUGGCAACAGUCGCAUCGCCCUUGCCGAUGAAGUUACUGGUGCCAAGGACAAUUUGGAGAAGCUUCAAGAAGAGCGCAAGCUGCUGCGCCGCGAGGAGGAUAAGCUAGAUGCGAUCCUCUCCAAUGCUCGUAGAGAGCGAGACCGAGCCGAGCGUGAGCUUUCGUACACCAUGGAUGGAGAAACCUCCCGCGGUCUGGCGACGAUCAGGCGCCUCAGGCAAGAAAAAGACAUUCCUGGUGCAUUCGGCACACUGGCCGAGCUACUCGAUGUCAAUGAGGCCUACCGCGUUCCUGUAGAGCAGGUUGCUGGUGCCAGCCUGUUUCAUUACAUCGUCGACAACGAGGAGACAGCAACAUACUUCAUGAACGCGCUUCAGCGAACACGGGGCGGUCGUGUCACCUUUGCACCUCUUAGCAAGCUGCAUCCUCGUCCGGCCAAUCUUCCACGCGCGAAUGACGCUGUCCCUCUUGUGAGCAAGAUACAGUACGAUCCAACUUAUGACGCUGCGUUCCAGCAAGUGUUUGGGAGAACCAUCAUCUGUCCGAACCUGACCGUCGCUGGUCAGUAUGCCAGGAGUCACAACUGUGAUGCCAUCACGCCCGAGGGUGACACGACCAACAAGAGGGGUGCCAUGACCGGAGGUUACAUUGACCCAGGAAAGUCGCGUCUCCAGGCAGUUCGUAAUGCGACCAAGUGGAGGGAGGAGUACGAACAACUCCUGAGCCAAUCUUCAAGCAUCAAAAAGGAGAUUGAGAAAAAGGAGCAAGAGAUCACGUAUGCUACUGGUGAGCUUCGCAAGCGCGAGCAGAAGCUCCGACAAAUGGAUGACAGCUAUGGCCCGCUUCGGGCGGAGCUCAACGCCAAGAGUGUUCAGAUUGGCCGUGAGCAAGAUCAUCUGGAAGCCGCGAUCAAGCGACGUGAGACUGUCGAUAGAAACAUGAAGGAUUUUGGCGAUACGCUGAAUGCUCACGAAGCCGAACUCUCUUCGGACUUCAAAAAGGCUCUAUCAGCUAAUGAAGAACAGCAGCUCGAGAGCCUCAGUCAAUCUGUCCAAGACUUACAGAAGCAAUGGACAGAAAUUAGCAGAGCCAGAAGAGAACUGGAGGGCCGCAAGCAGAUUCUGGACGCCGAGCUUCGAAACAAUCUUCAGCUAAAGCUCGAUCAAUUGACAAGCCAAGCUUUUGAAAAUGGUGCAGGCGGCAGCAGCGGAAAUCUGAAAGAAGCUCAACGUGAGCUUAAGAAGGCCCAGAAAGCCGUUGCUUCAGUCGAGACAAGACUUCAAGAGAAUGAGCAGCAGAUUGAGAGCACGGAAGCCAACAUUGGCAAGCUGGAAAAACAGAAAGCUGCCAAGGACCUGGAACAACAGGAGCUCGCUCGAGAUAUCCAGAAGCAGCAGAAGAGAAUGGAGAAGGGCAUCCAGAAGAAGGCACUCCUCACAACGAGAGCCAUUGAAUGCGCCAAGAACAUUCGUGACCUUGGUGUACUGCCCGAAGAGGCAUUUGAGAAGUACGAACGACUGGAGUCGAAGAGUAUCGCUUCGAGGCUGAAGAAGGUCAAUGACGCGUUGAAGAAGUACAAGCAUGUCAACAAGAAAGCCUUUGAGCAAUACAACAGUUUCACAACUCAACAGGAUCAACUGCUCAAACGGCGCAAGGAGCUUGACCAGUCUCAAGAGUCCAUCGAGGAGCUUGUGGCUCAUUUGGAUCAGCGCAAGGACGAAGCCAUUGAGCGAACCUUCAAGCAAGUCUCCAAGGAGUUUGCCACUAUUUUCGAACGACUUGUACCUGCAGGUCAAGGCCGUCUCGUGAUUCAGCGCAAGGCCGACCGUCGAGUUGAUCCUGAAGAGUCUGACGAAGAACAACGUGGAAGCGUUGAGAACUACACUGGUGUUGGCAUCAGUGUGUCGUUUAAUUCAAAGCAGUUCGAUGAGCAGCAGCGCAUUCAGCAACUGUCCGGUGGCCAGAAGAGUUUGUGUGCUCUUUGCCUGAUUUUUGCCCUCCAACAAACAGAAUCCAGUCCCAUGGUUAUCUUUGAUGAGGUGGACGCCAACUUGGACGCUCAAUACCGGACGGCCGUCGCUGGUCUUCUCGACUCCAUCUCGAAGGAGGCGGGGACGCAAUUCAUCUGUACCACGUUCAGACCCGAAAUCGUCCUUGUUGCGGACAAGUGUUAUGGUGUUACCUUCAGGAACAAGAACAGUAAUAUCAACUGCGUCCCGACUGAACAGGCAUUGGACUUUGUGGAAGGUCAAGCUCCCCGAUGA